AUGGAAAAGUUUCCCCUCAAGGGCACCAGCAAUCUUUCGAUAUCAUCCGCAGCCACGAAUCAUCCGCUCAGUGCUGAUCACACGUCUUAUCAGUCAGUUGCAAGCAAGACUGGUAAAGGUUCUUCCUCAUCGUCCGGAUCGGAACGUAUCACCACCUCGCUGACGACUCCGGGUGUGCCGGUGUACGAGGCGGACGAGGACGGCAUGAUCGACAUAACGCCCGGAAAUGGUGGCCUAACCAAUCCGAACUACCCUUACUCAUACGCGGCGAACGGUAGCCGACAGGAUGGUGUCGGUGCACCAAGUGGCAGUGGCAACAACGGCGGUGCCGGACAUGGUGGUGCUGCUGCCGCUGCCACAUCCGCCGGUAAUGGUGGAGACGGUGGUGGCCUAUCAUCGCCCACCCAUACACGAUUCGGGCGCGAUUUUCAUCACUCCGAUCAUGAAGAUACAUUAACCGUUUCGUUUUCCGGUAAAAUUGAAGGUAUCUCAUUUGCCGGCAUGACGGACACAAGCGAUGACAUUCCCGGCAUCGGGCAGUACGAUGAUUUCCACACAAUUGACUGGCAGCGUGAUAUCGCGCGCGAUCGUAUGCGCCAUCGGUACAUCGUGAAAAAGCGCCAGGACUCUUUCUGGGAUCUUCUAAAGGGUGCACAUGAUGCCUGGUCGGGAUGGGUGUGUGUACUGCUGGUCGGUCUGUUUACCGGGUGCGUCGCCGGUGUGAUCGAUAUUGGUGCGAGCUGGAUGACGGACCUUAAGUUCGGUAUCUGUCCACAAGCGUUUUGGUUAAACCGGGAGCAGUGCUGCUGGUCAUCGAACGAAACCUCCUUCGACAGUGGGAACUGUUCGCAGUGGUACGCAUGGUCCGAGAUCUUCACCUCGUCCCGGGAAGGGUUCGGUGCGUACGUAAUAUCGUACUUCUUCUACAUCAUGUGGGCAAUGCUGUUUGCGCUUUUGGCCGCAUCGCUCGUACGGAUGUUUGCACCGUAUGCGUGCGGGUCCGGUAUUCCCGAGAUCAAGACGAUUCUGUCUGGGUUCAUUAUCCGCAGCUAUCUCGGCAAGUGGACGCUGAUUAUCAAAUCGGUCGGCAUUAUGCUGUCGGUGUCAGCCGGCCUUAGCCUUGGUAAGGAGGGCCCGAUGGUGCAUAUCGCAAGCUGUAUCGGCAACAUACUGUCGUAUCUCUUCCCGAAGUAUGGCCGUAAUGAAGCGAAAAAGAGGGAAAUCCUAUCGGCAGCAGCAGCCGCUGGCGUAUCGGUAGCGUUCGGUGCCCCAAUCGGCGGUGUACUGUUCAGCCUGGAGGAGGUGUCGUACUACUUCCCGCUCAAGACACUUUGGCGAUCGUUCUUCUGUGCGUUGAUCGCAGCGUUUAUUCUGCGAUCGAUUAAUCCGUUCGGUAACGAACAUUCGGUACUGUUCUACGUGGAAUACAACAAACCAUGGAUUUUCUUCGAGCUUGUACCGUUCAUCGGAUUGGGUAUUAUUGGGGGCUUCAUUGCAACCUUUUUCAUCAAGGCGAACCUUUGGUGGUGUCGGUUCCGCAAGUACAGCAAGCUUGGACAGUAUCCCGUUACGGAGGUGUUGAUCGUAACGUUCAUUACGGCGGUCAUAGCUUAUCCCAAUCCAUACACGCGAAUGAACACGAGCGAGCUAAUCUAUCUCCUCUUCAGCCAGUGCGGUAUCUCCAAUCAGGACCCACUAUGCGACUACAAUCGCAACUUUACCGAUGUCAAUUCGGCCAUAGAAAUAGCUGCUGCCGGUCCAGGCGUGCACAAAGCCGUCUGGCUGCUCAUACUGGCGCUGGCAAUGAAGUUAGUCAUGACGAUCUUCACGUUCGGCAUGAAAGUACCGUGCGGGUUGUUCAUUCCUUCGUUGGCGCUCGGUGCGAUCACCGGUCGUGUGGUUGGAAUUGGAAUGGAACAGCUAGCGUACCAUUAUCCGAAAAUAUGGAUCUUCUCUGGAGAGUGCUCAACUGGAGACGAUUGCAUUACGCCUGGGCUGUACGCGAUGGUCGGUGCUGCUGCCGUGCUCGGAGGGGUCACCAGGAUGACUGUGUCCCUUGUGGUUAUUAUGUUCGAGCUCACCGGUGGUGUCCGAUAUAUCGUACCGCUGAUGGCGGCGGCCAUGGCAUCAAAGUGGGUUGGUGAUGCAUUAGGCAGACAGGGCAUCUACGAUGCACAUAUAGCGCUUAAUGGGUAUCCGUUCUUGGACAGCAAGGAUGAAUUCCAGCAUACAACACUAGCGGCGGACGUGAUGCAGCCAAAACGCAAUGAAACUCUAGCGGUGAUCACUCAGGACUCGAUGACCGUAGACGACAUCGAGACCUUACUCAAAGAGACUGAACACAACGGCUAUCCGGUGGUUGUGUCUAAGGAGAAUCAAUAUUUGGUUGGCUUCGUGCUGCGAAGGGAUCUUAAUCUAGCACUGGCCAAUGCACGACGCAUCAUUGAUGGUAUUACUGGCCAAUCGCUGGUGAUAUUCACCUCGGCCCAACCGGUCCAAAAUCUCGGGCCGUCGCCAUUGAAGUUGAAGAAAAUUCUCGAUAUGGCCCCGAUCACCGUCACGGAUCAGACACCAAUGGAAACGGUAGUCGAUAUGUUCCGCAAGCUGGGCCUGAGGCAAACAUUGGUCACCCAUAAUGGGCGACUACUCGGUGUAAUAACCAAAAAAGAUGUCCUGAGGCAUGUGAAACAGAUGGACAAUGAAGACCCGAAUACUGUUUUGUUUAACUAAGCGCUUAGCUAUUUAUAAUGAUAGAUAUUAUGCUGGCCUCCC
Molecule: messenger RNA, 2772 nt
Organism: Anopheles marshallii
Lineage: Eukaryota; Metazoa; Arthropoda; Insecta; Diptera; Culicidae
Gene: ClC-c
Product: H(+)/Cl(-) exchange transporter 5
Exons: 13
Coding region: 1-2730 (909 amino acids)
Biological process (GO): chloride transport; transmembrane transport
Cellular component (GO): Golgi apparatus; membrane; synaptic vesicle
Molecular function (GO): voltage-gated chloride channel activity
Source: RefSeq, a predicted model, not a curated record